Messenger RNA from Mercurialis annua (annual mercury), 1924 nucleotides. Its product is annotated as F-box/FBD/LRR-repeat protein At5g53840-like. The transcript is spliced from 3 exons. The record is from RefSeq and is a predicted model, not a curated record. Bases 517 to 1842 code for a protein of 441 amino acids. NCBI's taxonomy places the organism in Eukaryota, Viridiplantae, Streptophyta, Magnoliopsida, Malpighiales, Euphorbiaceae. Gene Ontology annotation, molecular function: protein binding.
UAUAGAUUAAUUAAGUUUUACUUACGACUUCGUAUCAAUGUCUGUUCCGAUGAACUCGACGAAGUUACAGAGAAUAAAGUUUUUUAAAAAGUCCUUCAAUUUUUAUUGAAAAAAUAAUUAUAAUUAAUUUUUAAUUUAAGGGCUAAUCCAGACCUUGUGCUAAACAUUAAGGGCAUAAUCAAACGUGUGCAUAGGUGUAACAGCCUUGUCAUUCAUGUCAUCAUCCACGUAGAAAAGAGAGGACGGAAAAUUUAAAAAAAUUAACCCCGUCAAAAUUGAGGGCUUAAACAGGCUAGUUUUGACGUUAGGGGUUCAUUUCAGCCAAAAUAGAACGUGAGGGCCAAUCAGGGCCUUAGGGUAAACAUUAAGGGCAUAAACAAACCUUUUCCCUUAAAUAUAUAGCUUGCAUAUUUUUUUGAAAUAAAUUCCUUUUAUUAUUUUAUUCUAUUGUUGACAAGAAUCCUCUAAACCCUAAUACCUUUUAUACCAUCAUCGCCAACAUUCCAUCUUCCGCUAAUGGGUUCUGCAUCAAAAAAAGAUUCCGAGAUAGACUGGAUCAGCAAAUUACCAGAAGACAUUCACCAUGAAAUACUAUCUCAUCUUUCAACAAACGACGCCAUAAAAACUAGCGUUUUGUCAAGGAGUUGGAGACACAAAUGGACCUCUCUCACCAAUUUAGAUUUAAUCAACCCUAUCAAUAUCGAAUCAUUCAACGAUUUUAUAAACAGAAUUACAAAGACUCGCUCAUUACCGUUCGUCAAAAGAUUUAAACUUACACUUAAAAGAACGUAUUCAUGUUCAACCGUAGAGUCAUGGAUUGAUGCUGUUAUUGCGUAUAAAAUUCAGGAACUGGAUCUUUGCAAUAUUACAUGCAUACCUGUUCGAAUCCCCGAUUGUCUUUUCAGAUGUGAAUCGCUUCAGGUUUUGAAGCUUGGCGGACUUGGUUGCUAUGAAAUCCCGAAAACUACAUUCUUCCUGCCGAAUCUCAAGAUCCUUCGUCUUCGCUCAGUCAGGUAUCUGAGCGAAUCUACCUUAGAAGGGCUGUUAUCGAGCUCCCGGAAUCUUGAAGAAUUGGUACUUUAUAAUUAUUUUAAAACUAAGACUCUUUACGUUCGGUCUUCUUCAUUGAAAGUUUUGAAGAUUCAAAUGAGAAAUCAUUUGAUGAUGGAGACGACCAGGGUUGUUAUUGAUGCGCCUCAACUUGAAUUUCUCGAGUUUGGUAGUAAUGACCGUCGAGUAGUUGAGAUUGAGACUAACAAUUUAUGCUCAAUAGUUGAUGUGGUUUUGAAUCUUGAUUUAUUACUCCACUGCUCAAUUGUUCAGUUUCUCACAAAUAUCUCCAAGACUGUUAAAGCCUUAACAUUAUCUCCAAACAUUUUAGAGGAUCUUUUUUAUGCAUCCAACACCUAUAUGCCUUCUUUUCCGAACUUGAAUCAAUUGGUGGUGAGUUUAUUCGAAAGUGGCACCUCGGAUUUGCUGAAUAUGCUCAGGAUUUUACCAAAUUUAAAAGUUCUUACACUCAUCAGGAAUGUCUAUCGUCGUGUAUUCUCGUCGGAAUCUUGGGAUGAUGAACAAAAUGCAGUGCCCCAAUGCUUGACAUCGUCAGUUGAAAGAUUUGUAUUCAACGGAUACUCGUGUUGUCCAAUAGAUGUGAAAAUGCUAGAAUACGUCCUAAAAAACGCAAAGGUGUUGAAGGAAAUUUUCAUAAUUGCAGUUUGUAUUAAAAGUUCGGAGGAACCAGUCAAAGAAGUACUUUUAAACAAGUUAUCGGUGUUGCCAGAAUGUCGAGUAAAGAUCGAAUAUGCUAGAUCUUAUGAAAUGUAUGUGGAUCUCAGUUUGUAAUUCGUUUAAAUUAAAACAAUUUACAAACUUCAAUUUAGCAAAUUAUAGAUUCAAGAUCUAGAACCCUGCUGUCAAAUUUUCC